CCAACUUGUCGCCGCCGUCAACUCCGUGUCCGCGUGUCCGUCCCCCGCAGGCAGCCCUGCCGGCCGGGCUGCGCUCCUGGCGCCGGCGGACGCGGGCAGGCGGCAAAGUUUUUUGGGGGAGCCUGGCUGACUUUCCUGGGGGACCCGCGCUCGUGCGUGUCCGGGGGUGGGGAUCUGGUCGCGCGGAGCUGGUGCCCUGGCUGCCUCCCGGGAGCCCUUCUCCCAGCCGCAGGGGUUUGUUUAGGGAGAGUGAUGGGGGGCCGGUGCUGGGUGGCUCCGCCCGCUCACGGGGGGCAGCCCUGGGCUCCGCGCUCCUAAAGCCAGGCGGGAUCCGGGGCCGGGCGCUGGCUGGGAAGCUGGGGAAGCGUGGGGGGCGCCCCCCGCCUAGAUGAGGGGGCUGCCCGGGCUGGUCUGGCCCUGACGCUCGGGGCUGUGUGCUGGCGGACCGCAGGAGGACGGACGUGAUGCAGACAGCACCUGAAGAUCCUUUCAGAAUGCCAGAGGAACGUUCCCCCAGGCUGACCCCACAGAACGUCCCCUACCAGGACCUCCCUCACCUGGUCAACGCGGACGGACAGCACCUCUUCUGCCGGUACUGGAAACCCUCAGGCGCGCCCAGGGCGCUGGUGUUCGUGUCCCACGGGGCCGGCGAGCACUGCGGCCGCUACGAGGAGCUGGCGCAGAUGCUGGUGGGGCUGGGCCUGCUGGUCUUCGCCCACGAUCACGCAUCAGGGUCUCUUCCAAGGAGUCAGCCCUUCGUAUCAACUGGCCAAAGUACUGGAGCUUCAGCAUCAGCACCGACGGAGCAGGACGUGGCUAGACCACUGGCGAGAGAGGUUGGCCAUGGGCAGAGCGAAGGCGAGAGGAUGGUGGUGUCCGACUUCCACGUCUUCAUCCGGGACGUGCUGCAGCAUGUGGACGCCGUGCAGAAGGAACACCCGGGGCUGCCCGUCUUCCUUCUGGGCCACUCCAUGGGCGGAGCGAUCUGCAUCCUCACAGCCGCGGAGCGGCCGGGCCACUUCUCGGGUAUGGUCCUCAUCUCCCCGCUGGUCGUCGCCAGCCCAGACUCGGCGACACUUUUCAAGGAUCCUCAAAUAAGUUUCGAAGAAGUGUGCCAGUUGACAAUAAGAACCGUUGUAUCGUGGAUGCCAGCUUCUCUGUGGGUCUUCGCUGCGAAAGUUCUGAACCUCGUCCUGCCGAACAUGUCCCUGGGCCGGAUCGACUCCAGCGUGCUCUCGAGAAAUAAGACAGAGGUGGACAUCUACAACUCGGACCCCCUGGUCUGCCGGGCGGGGCUCAAAGUCUGCUUCGGCAUCCAGCUGCUCAACGCGGUGUCGCGGGUGGAGCGGGCGCUGCCCAAGCUGACGCUGCCUUUCCUGCUGCUGCAGGGCUCCGCCGACCGCCUCUGCGACAGCAGAGGUGCCUACCUGCUCAUGGAGUCGGCCAAGAGCCAGGACAAGACACUCAAGAUUUAUGAAGGUGCCUACCACAUCCUCCACAAAGAGCUUCCCGAGGUGACCAGCUCCGUCUUCCGGGAGAUAAACACGUGGGUCUCGCAAAGGACAGCGGUGGCGGGAGCAGGGUGCCCACCCUGAGCCCCCCGGCCAGCUGCGGGGCCACUGUCAGCAGGCGGGCAGAGGAAGGGCAGGGGCUGGCUUCUCAGACGUGGCUGAGACACACACACACCCCCCACAGAUUGGAGGAACCCCUAGCACCGCUGACUCAGACAGUCUCACCACCUGUCAGGCUGUCCACCACAGCAUCUGCCUUAAACGGUGGACGCUUUAUGCAAAAACUAGAGCUCACGGCACUUUCCAGAGAACGUGCUGGAAGGCCUGAGGCCACACGGAGCCCUGCCCCGCCUCUCCUGCCCUGCAGGGUCCCAGGACCACCCCCCCAACCCCAGCAAUAACUGGAGGGUGCCCUCCUGCCACCCCGCACCCUGGCUGUGCCCCUCUGGCCAUGGGACGCGGGGCGGGUCCACUGCCCAGGCUGACUUGCAUGCCUGCAGAGGCUGGGAAGUGCCCGCGGGCCUACACUGGCCUGUGUCGGCUCUGUGAGCCCUGGGGGCCGGGCUGGGCUGGGGGGCGGGGGCCUGGGCGUGGGAAGGGGGCCCCCCCACGCCCCUCCUGGGAGCAUGGGGGCGGCCGCUGCUCCGACUGCUUACCCGACGCUCGGAGGGCCACUGUGCUGGACGUCUGUUCAGACACGGAGACCGUAGGUGGGAGGCAGGGGUCUUGACGGUGGAGCCACUUCCAGGGGCCGGAGCCGGUCCCAGGUCGUGCCCUGCCUGAGGCCCCAGCAGGAAGGGUGAUUGGGGCCCCCGCAGCUGCCCCUCACUGGUGCCCCGCCUAUGCCCCCCACCCCUCCCUGUUCUGGCUGGUGUGGUAAUCGGGGCCCUGCCACCAAGGGGGUGCUUUCAGUGUCCGUGUGAGCGUGGUGGGGGCACUGCGCCCCAGGAGGGGAAGGCGCGGCCCCUGGAUAUAGGGCUGGGUGGGGCUCACCCCAGUCCUCCAGUGUCGGGAGCUGCUGCCCCGCUGCGCCCUGCUCUUCUGGGGAGGUCUCCCGCCUCCAUUCCAGGGCCCCCCACCGCACGCUGAGCCAGAGCAGGCCCCCCAGUGAAGGAGCCCCAUGGGCUCAUGGGGGGACCGGCCAGGUCCCCACGGAGAGCGGCUUCGUCGCCCUGUUUCUCUUUGGAGGAGGAAAAAAAAUGUAGAAGACGCCCCGGGGGCUCCGCCCGCUGCCCUCCUGCACCAAGGAGCCGUAGAGACGCCAUGCACCAGCCCACACCCAGCCACCGCUGCGCCUCAUGCGGAAGCGUGUCACCACGGCGGGCCGCUUCCCACGCCAAGUGCCGGGCAGGCACGUGGUCUGACCAGGAGUCUAUCAACGCACGGACUUAUGUUCUUUGAAAGCUUUCAGAGGUGCACAUUCAGCCGUCUUCAGCGAUCUGGUCAAAGAGUCGCCCCAUUUGAAAGAUGUUCCUCAGAUCCGGGACUGUUUUCCUCACCGGGGCGGGCCAGGGCACGCCCUCCAUGGUCAGGGUGCAGGUGGCCGUGUCUGGGGCCCCGUCCUGGCAGUACCAGCGAGUGCUCAGUCGGUCGCCUGCCAUGCUGAACCCGGAGCCCCUGGGCCGUGCCCGCCUGGCCCUCAGCGGUGCAGGGGAGCCGGGUGUGCACAGGCCUGGCCCUGAGGCGGGCGGAGCACCGAGGCCAGGGAGAGGCAGGCAGCCGAGCCCAUGUGGACCCGUCACUCAGGCCGCCUGGGCCACAGGAAGUGGUUCUGUGCGGAAGGGCUUUCCAGGAGAUGCUGCCCGCGGCCCCCUGGGCCCACUCUUGGUGGGGACGGGGUGCUGACCCCGGCGCCCCCUCGGCCCUGGUGCUCAGACACCCCACAGGCCCCCACCCCCCUCACCGACCACUGACACCCCCCGUAGGACCACAGCGACUCCACACAGUUUCCUGGCUUGCUGUCAUCCCCACGGCUCAGCCGCCUGCCUCCCCGUCCGCUGUCAGUGAGGCCCUGUGUGUUGGGUAACAGAUAGUGCAGGGCCACACAGCUAACCCUAAUAAACCACGGUUUCUGAC
Molecule: messenger RNA, 3587 nt
Organism: Capra hircus (goat)
Lineage: Eukaryota; Metazoa; Chordata; Mammalia; Artiodactyla; Bovidae
Gene: MGLL
Product: monoglyceride lipase
Exons: 10
Coding region: 465-1595 (376 amino acids)
Cellular component (GO): membrane
Molecular function (GO): lipase activity
Source: RefSeq, a predicted model, not a curated record